Pogona vitticeps (central bearded dragon) is the source of this 6638-nucleotide messenger RNA. RefSeq names its product plexin B3 (gene PLXNB3). The record is from RefSeq and is a predicted model, not a curated record. NCBI's taxonomy places the organism in Eukaryota, Metazoa, Chordata, Lepidosauria, Squamata, Agamidae. Gene Ontology annotation, biological process: positive regulation of axonogenesis; regulation of cell migration; semaphorin-plexin signaling pathway. Gene Ontology annotation, molecular function: semaphorin receptor activity; protein binding. Gene Ontology annotation, cellular component: plasma membrane; semaphorin receptor complex.
GUGUGCGCACAGAGUCCCCCGUGGCUCCGGCAGGCGAGGAUCCACAGCGGUGGAUUGAGAGGGCACUUAGUGGCGCUGUGUGGAAAGUUGGGAUGUCCGUGGCGUCUGACUGCUGCUGCUGCUGCGGCUGCGGCUCCUGCCUGACACGACCAUGUGGGAGCUGAAAUGCCCCCAGCGCAACCCGACGGAUUGGGCCAUGUUCCUAGGCGGCCUGCUGCUGUGCCUGAUGGUCACCUUAACCCCCCUGCUGCCGCUUCACUCAGCUGCACGGUCCCCCUCCUUCCCAUCCUUCUCUGUCCCGAACUCUACCUUCAAUCACUUGGCCCAAGCUCAGAACACGGGGACAUUGUAUGUGGGCGCCGUGAAUGCCUUGUACCAACUGAGCCCGGAGGUGGGACUGGUGAGGAAAGUACGCACGGGGCCGGCCCAGGACAGUCCCGACUGUCUGCCUUUCCGUGACGUUCAAGAGUGUCCGCAGGCCCAGCUCACAGACAACUCCAAUAAGCUGCUGUUACCCAACGAGCAAGCCGGGGAGCUGGUGGUUUGUGGGCAGCUCUUCCAGGGAGUGUGUGAGAAGCGAUCCCUCGCGGACAUCAACAAAGUGCUGUACCGCCCCGAGGACCCUGGUGACAACCAGUUUGUGGCAGCCAAUGAGCCCCGGGUGUCGACGGUGGGGUUGGUGGGUCGGCAUGGUGGGCGCGAUUUGCUCUUUGUGGGUCGAGGGCUGACAGCCAAGCUCUCGGGAGGGAUUCCUCCGUUCACCAUCCGGCAGCUGGAAGGACCUCAAGCCUUCUCCAACGAAGGGAUGGGCAAGCUGGUGUUCUCCGACUACAACAAUAGCUACGUGGGUGCCUUUGCUUCCGACGGCUACGUCUACUUCCUGUUCACUCGGCGCGGAGCAAAGGCCCAAAUGGAGUAUCGGGCCUACCUCUCCCGGAGCUGCCUGGAGGACACCAACCUCUAUUCCUACGUCGAGCUUCCUCUGGAGUGCCGAGAUGCCAGAGGGACCGUUUACAACCUGGCUCAAGCAAUGCAUCUGGCCUCUGGUUUUGGCGGGAAAGGGAAAACGCUCUUCGUUGUCUUAGCCGCCGGGCAGGGCUCCACCGCGUCUCCGACGGCACGGACGGCACUGUGUUCCUACAGCUUGACUGAGGUGAACGCGGCCCUGGAGCGGACGCGGCAGCUGUGUUACACCUUGGCUGGAAUGGGCGAGACAAAGGAGGAGGAGGCUGCCAUUGAGUAUGGCGUGAACUCCCGCUGCAACUCCCUACCCAAGGAGUCCCCCGAGGCUUACCCUUGCGGAGAUGAACACACCCCUAGUCCCAUCGCAAGCCGGAAACCAGUGGUGGCUGAAGCGCUCCUGACGACAUUGCCAAGAUUGACAGCGGUGGCUGCCAUGGAAGAAGCGGGUCAUACCAUUGCCUUCUUGGGAGAUGGCCUCGGGCAACUCCAUAAGGUUUAUCUGAAUGGCUCCAUGACACAGGUCUAUAGCACGGUCCCCACUGGCCAGCGCUCUCCAGUCAACCCAGACCUCCUGCUAGAUGUUAGUGGGGCCCACCUAUAUGUGAUGACUUCAUCGCAGGUCUCUAAGAUUCCAGUUUCUGAAUGCUCUAAUUCCCUGGACUGUGCCUCAUGUCUGCAUAUCCGAGAUCCCUUUUGUGGGUGGUGUGUCCUGCAGAGCAGGUGCACCCGUAAGUUGGAAUGUGAACGCCAUGAGAUAUCCAAUCACUGGCUGUGGAGCUACGGAACUGAGAGCCAGUGUCUGAGAGUGGAACAAAUGUUGCCAGCCAAUCAGAGUCGAGGAGAACAGACCAAGGUCUCUAUGCUGGUCCCUCGUCUGCCUGGACUAGCCGAAGGAGAACACUACCAUUGUGCCUUUGGUACCCAAGACAGCCCAGCCCAGCUAGAAGACUCCUGGGUUCACUGCCUCUCCCCUGUUCCCCAGCAGGUGCCACCCACCCAAGAGGGCAAAGAUCAUGUGACUGUGGCAUUAGCACUGAUGUUCCGGGAUGUGGUGGUGACCUCCAUGGGAUUUUCCUUUUAUGACUGUAAUGCCGUGAGCCAGCUUGCUGAUACUACCCCGUGCGGCACGUGUGUGGACAGCCCUUGGAUGUGCCACUGGUGCCCCUCCAGUCACCGCUGUGUUCCUAAAGGACCCUGCCCAGAUGGAGAGGGGCUCGUCUAUAAUCAGAAGGCGCUCACUGAGGAGCCCCGUGGUUCAGCUGCGUGCCCCAGCGUGGGCUACUCUGGAGAAGAAUAUCUGAUUCCUGUUGGGGUGGAAAUGCCACUGAACUUGUUCGCUUGGAACCUGCACUUGUUGGUGGGCCCAGUGACCCUCUUCUGUGUCCUGGAGGUGGAGGGAACGCCAGUUCCCGUCCUUGCAUCCCUGGAGGAAGGAGAGAGGGGAAUAUCCCAUCGUGUGCAGUGUCUGCCCCAUGCCUACAGCUACACUCAACCUGUCCCAGAGCUACAUGUUCCUCUCUACGUCACGGUGGGAGGUGACCAACGCCUUGACAGCCGCGGAGAUCUGCACGUGACUUUGUACGAUUGCUCUGCUGGCCGUUCCGAUUGCAGCCGCUGCAAGGCCGCCCCCCAGAAUUUCCGCUGCAUCUGGUGCCAGCGGGGAGAGGCACCGGGUUGCAUCCAUGAAGAACUGUGCCCCUCAAAAAGUGGCAUGGCCGCUUGCCCGUCGCCAGUCAUUCACUCGAUCUAUCCCCUCAGUGGACCCUUGGAGGGAGGUGUCUCUCUCACGGUGGUCGGAUCCAACCUGGGUCAUCGCUUUGAGGAUGUCGCCCAAACCGUGAAGGUUGCUGGACUACCAUGUGUUCCUGAUCCAGCCCUUUACCUAGUGUCUACUCGGAUUGUGUGCGAUGUCUCCCCUGGAAGGCGAGGAUUAUCUGGCCCCGUUGAGAUCACUGUAGGAGACCGUCCACCAGGAGUUUCUGUGAGCCACUUCACCUAUCAGGACCCCACCCUUCUUGAUCUGCACCCCAAGCUUGGCCCCAUGGUUGGAGGUACCCGCAUCACCAUCAUUGGGGAGGAGCUUCUGACGGGCACUGAAAUUGCUGCCUAUGUGGGAGAACUGCCUUGCAUCCUCAAGGAACCUGUGGAACCAGAUGCCAUCGUGUGCCUCACCAGCGCCAGUUCCAAACCCCAGCAAGCAUCAGUCUGGGUCCAGUAUGGUGGGGUUCGACGCCAACUCCAGGGGAAGCCCUUCCUUUAUACACCCAACCCCCAGCUCACAGGGGCUUUCCCUUCGACCAGCUUCCAUGGGGGUGGACGGAUCAUCCACGUGGAAGGCACCCAUUUGGACGUGGUGCAGGAGCCACUCAUCAAAGCUCUUCUGGAGCCGGAGAAGACAGUCAGUAGAGGCCGCCGGAAAAGACGAGCCUGUGACUCCCUAAAGGGUUCACUGGUCCCACUGAUCUCAGCUCCCUCACGCCCUUGUGCUGAGGUGGGAGACUUGCUGGAGUGCUGGGAAACGUGCUGCAUCAAUUCAUCCACGCUUCUUCUCUGCCCGUCACCGGCAGUGCCACCUGGCGCUCGCUUCCGCCACCUUCUUUUUGAGUUGGAUGGGCUCCGUGUCCCUUUUAGCAACGCUAGCCGAGGUCAGGAGUUCUCCUACAACCCUAAUCCCCACCUGCGCUGGCCAGGUCGGGAGUCCACUGGGCGUCCUUUUAGUCUCAAACCUGGCAACAUUUUGGAUAUAGAGGGAGAAGGCUUGAACCUUGGCAUCAGCAAGAAUGAGGUUAAGGUUAUCAUCGGCAACAGCAUCUGUACUGUCAAGACCCUCACACGUACCAAUUUGUACUGUGAACCCCCGCUGAAGCCCCCACAACCACUUAAUGCUUCUUCUGUGCUGCCAGAAUUCAUUGUACAAAUGGGAAACUUACGUCUGGAUCUUGGCCGGGUUCGCUAUGACACAGAGCCCCCAUCCCGUUUCCCCCCUGAGGCCCAAAUUGGGUUAGGGGUGGGGGCAGCAGUGCUGGUCUUUGUGGUGUUGCUCCUCAUCCUGAUGUACAGGCGGAAGAGCAAGCAAGCCUUGAGGGACUACAAAAAAGUGUUGGUACAGCUGGAGAACAUGGAGAUCAGCGUGGGGGACCAGUGCCGCAAGGAAUUCACUGAUCUAAUGACAGAAAUGACUGACCUCAGCGGGGAGCUGGAGGGCUCCGGGAUCCCAUUCCUGGACUACAAUACCUACACCCAGCGUGUCUUCUUCCCGGCUCAGGGAGAUGUUCCGCUGCGGCGUACGCUGGACCUGCCGGAGGGCCGCCGGGCCACCGUGGAGCAGGGCCUGGGGCAGCUUUCCAAUCUGCUGAAUAGCAAAGUCUUCCUGCUGACGUUGAUCCGAACGCUAGAAGUGCAGCCCACCUUCUCGCAGAGGGAUCGAUGCCACACAGCCUCACUCCUCUCUUUGGCUCUUCACGGGCGCCUGGAGUACCUGACGGACAUCAUGCAGACCCUGCUGAGUGAUCUCGCUGCCCACUGCGUUUCCCGCAAUGCCAAGCUCAUGCUGCGCAGGACAGAGACCAUUGUGGAGAAACUCCUGACCAAUUGGAUGUCCAUCUGUCUCUACUCUUAUCUUAGGGAGGUAGCUGGUGAGCCACUGUACAUGCUCUUCCGUGCCAUCAAGUACCAGGUGGACAAGGGCCCAGUGGAUGUUGUGACAGGCAAGGCCAAACGGACACUGAACGAUGGGAGGCUGCUGAGAGAAGACGUGGAGUACCGGCCCCUCACCUUGAUGGUUCUGGUGCGGGGGGUUGGCCCUGGUGGUGGGUCCGAGACGCAGCGCAUCCCUGCCCGUGUCCUCGACACAGACACCAUCACCCAGGUCAAGGAGAAGAUCCUGGAUCAGGUCUACAAGGGCGUGCCUUUCUCCCAACGCCCCUCUGUGCACACCUUGGACUUAGAGUGGCGCUCGGGUGUUGCUGGGCACUUGACGCUUUCUGAUGAGGAUCUGACAUCCGUCACACAGAAUCAGUGGAAAAGGCUCAACACUCUACAACAUUACAAGGUUCCGGAUGGGGCCACCGUUGGCCUCAUUCCGCGCCUUCACAAUGACAUAUCCCAAGGUACAGGCCAGAACUUCUUCUCUGGGGAAAAUACCCCAAUGCUAGAGGAUGGCGAGGAGGGUGGCGUGCACCUUUGGCACCUGGUGAAACCUUCUGAAGAACCUGAGCCCACCAAGCAGCAACAAGACCGGCGCAGCAGCCUCCGAGAGCGUGCCAAGGCUAUCCCAGAGAUCUACCUCACCCGUUUGCUUUCCAUGAAGGGGACGCUACAGAAAUUUGUGGAUGAUGCCUUCCAGGCUGUGCUGAGUGUUAACCGCCCAGUACCCAUUGCUGUCAAGUAUCUGUUUGACUUAUUGGAUGAGCUGGCGGCACGGCACGGGGUCACUGAGCCAGAGACUCUGCACAUCUGGAAAACCAACAGUCUGCUGCUACGCUUCUGGGUAAACACACUUAAGAACCCACAGUUCAUCUUUGACGUGCGUGUCUCUGACAACGUGGAUGCCAACCUGAGUGUCAUUGCUCAGACUUUCAUUGAUGCUUGCACAACUGCAGAGCACAAAGUUGGUAGGGAUUCACCGGUCAACAAACUGCUCUAUGCCAGGGAAAUCCCACAUUACAAACAGAUGGUGGAGAAGUAUUAUGCUGAUAUUCGACAAACUGUUCCUGCCAGCUACCAAGAGAUGAAUUCAGCCCUGACAGAACUCUCUGGGAAAUAUUCCUCUGACCUCAAUUGCCUGGUGGCCCUGCAAGAACUUUACAACUACAUUAACAAGUACUAUGAUCAGAUAAUCAGUGCCCUAGAAGAGGACCCACUGGGCCAGAAGAUGCAACUAGCAUAUCGACUGCAGCAAAUCGCGGCUCUUGUAGAGAACAAAGUGACUGACUUGUGACAUUCCUCGAUCUGCUACCUGCCCAGACUCAACACGAUUUAACUGUGCAAUCCUAAAUGUGUUUACUCAGAAGUAAAUCCUAUUGAGUUCCACGAGGCUCAUUUCCCAAUUCACUGCAUUCUGCAGCUGCUCCCUAAGGAGGCCAGGUUGCUCCAUUCAUCAAGUUCCCUACUCUCCAUUGUUUUGUGCUGGUGCGCACACAUCAUCCCACUCCCAGUGCCUUAACUGCAUAGAUGCUGCCGAGCUUUCUCGCACUCAGUGCACUCUCUCUCUCUCUCCUUUCCUCCCUUCCUCCUGCUCUUCCUCUCUCUCCCCCUUCCCCACUUCUCGCUCUCUCUUUUCUUAAAAAAAACUGGCUGCAAAGGGAAUCCUCCAGUCUGAUACACUGGCUUUGUAAAUAAAAAGGUGUAUUUAUUUCUGUCGCUGUUUGAGGAGAGUGCCAGUUACAGCCUCCCACCUUUGGCGGGGAGUGGGGUAAAGGCAGCUCCUUCCUGAUUACUGCAUCAUCUGAGAUUUGGGGAUUUAUCUCUUCCACCCCAAAGAUCUUGACCAAUAAUGCACUAAUACUGGGGUGGUCACACCACCUUUCAGCUUCUCUGGUACAAAUGGACUCUUAACUAGUCUCUCUUUUAACCCUCCCCAUCUAUUCCCCCCUCCCAAUUUUAUGUAUAUAUGGGAGCUUUGUGCUCCAGGAUUGUAUUUAUUUUACUGAACUUUUGAAGAAUUAAAAAAAAAA